ACGCCGUUUAUUGCACCCAAUAUCCAACCAUGCAGCGCUGCUUCACAUUAACCAUUGUACGGCACUGGGCCCUUCGAAAGAAACUUCUCACUAUCAGCUACCAACAAUCAGCAGCCAUGUCUACACUUCUGAUAAACCAGCCCAAAUAUGCCUGGUUGAAAGAAUUAGGCCUGAGUGAGGAGAAUGACGGUGUUUACAACGGGAACUGGGGAGGCAAAGGAGAGGUCAUCACGUCGUAUUGCCCUGCCAACAAUGAGCCCAUCGCCAGAGUACGCCAGGCAACCAUGGCAGAAUAUGAAGAAACUGUGCAGAAAUCGAGGGACGCCUGGAAGGUGUGGGCAGAUAUUCCGGCCCCUAAAAGAGGAGAGAUUGUGCGUCAGAUUGGUGACGCACUGAGGAAAAAGAUCAAAGUCCUGGGCAGUUUGGUGUCCCUGGAAAUGGGAAAGAUCUAUGUUGAGGGAGUCGGCGAGGUGCAGGAAUACGUUGACGUCUGUGACUACGCUGUUGGCUUGUCUCGCAUGAUCGGAGGUCCCGUUCUCCCCUCUGAAAGACCGGGCCACGCGCUGAUCGAGAUGUGGAACCCUGUGGGUCUGGUGGGCAUCAUCACAGCCUUCAACUUCCCUGUGGCUGUCUACGGCUGGAACAACGCCAUCGCCCUCAUCUGUGGCAACGUCUGCCUCUGGAAAGGAGCUCCCACCACCCCUCUAACAAGUGUAGCUGUAACCAAAAUCGUGGCUGAGGUGUUGGAGCAAAACAACCUGCCAGGUGCCAUCUGCUCCAUGACAUGCGGUGGCGCUGACAUCGGCACAGCAAUGUCGAAAGACGAGCGCGUCGACCUGGUCUCAUUCACUGGCAGCACCCACGUGGGCAAGAUGGUGGCCAUGUUGGUGCAGGAGAGGUUUGGUCGUAAUUUGCUGGAGCUUGGUGGGAACAACGCCAUCAUAGUGUUUGAGGAUGCUGAUCUGAACCUUGUGGUGCCUUCUGCUGUCUUUGCUUCUGUGGGAACUGCUGGACAGCGCUGCACCACCACCAGGAGGCUGAUGCUGCACGGAAGCAUCCAUGACGUAGUGGUGGAGAGGGUAGCCAAAGCCUACAAACAAGUCCGCAUUGGAGACCCCUGGGACCCGAGCACUAUGUAUGGCCCGCUCCACACCAAGCAGGCUGUGGACCAGUACCUGGCAGCCAUCGAACAGGCUAAGCAACAGGGUGGCACUGUAGUGUGUGGAGGAAAGGUGAUGGAUCGUCCUGGAAACUACGUGGAGCCCACCAUCAUCACAGGGCUGGCUCACGAUGCGCCCAUCGUUCACACAGAGACCUUCGUCCCCAUCCUCUACGUCCUCAAGUUCCAGACUGAGGGGGAGGCGUUUGCCUGGAACAAUGAGGUCAAGCAGGGCCUCUCCAGCAGCAUCUUCACCAAGGACAUGGGCCGAGUCUUUCGCUGGCUGGGACCUAAAGGAUCGGACUGCGGCAUCGUGAACGUCAACAUUCCUACCAGCGGAGCUGAGAUUGGAGGAGCCUUCGGUGGGGAGAAACACACAGGAGGUGGACGGGAGUCAGGCAGCGACUCUUGGAAGCAGUACAUGAGAAGGUCCACAUGCACUAUCAACUACAGCAAGGAUCUUCCUCUAGCUCAAGGAAUCAAAUUUGAGUGAAGCGGGCACACAAGGAACCAGGACCCAGUCAACCUUGACGAAUCCACAAGGGAAACAAACACUAACUAACCAUUUGGACUUUGCAUAGUUUAUUCUCCAAAAUGCUAAACUUCUGUCCUAGCAACUUUUACAAUCAGAAGAUGAAUUGGACUUGGCCAAGUGGGGCAACCGGGUGCGUUUUGGGUUGGUCAUGGUGGUGGAAGUAUAUAUUUUUUUUAUGUGACUAGGGGUUGGUUGGAAAUAGAAAAUUAAUACUCCCAUUUUUCUAUUGUAAAGAUGUUACAUUUGGCUGAAACGGUCAAAUAGAACUAGCCACCCUAGUUGUGUGCACUUUGUUUGUAGCACUUAACUGUAGUACUUAACUCUGCUUUCUAAUACUGUACCAGGUGCUUUGUACAAAUAAAUCAUGCCUUUGUUUUGGAAA
Molecule: messenger RNA, 2076 nt
Organism: Salvelinus namaycush (lake trout)
Lineage: Eukaryota; Metazoa; Chordata; Actinopteri; Salmoniformes; Salmonidae
Gene: aldh7a1
Product: aldehyde dehydrogenase 7 family, member A1
Exons: 18
Coding region: 30-1652 (540 amino acids)
Molecular function (GO): aldehyde dehydrogenase (NAD+) activity
Source: RefSeq, a predicted model, not a curated record